AGUAUUGACAUCGGUGCUAAUAUGUUUGUAUCAAAUGUCAAACCUCUGCCUGAUAUUAUAUAUUUUCUUCAUGAUUGGGAAUGGUUCUGAGAGUGUAGUAAGGACAGUUGAUUAUAAAUAAGGAGGUACUACAUAAUCAAUGUCAAGUAUAAUGGGAUCCCUUCCCACUGCAGGAAAUGGACAAAUGCCACAGAUGGAUAACUGAGAGAUAUUGCUGAUUAAGUUGGACUAUUACAUCAGAAACCUCCUUGUUUUCUUUGAGGAUUCUCAAGGAUGCAACAUCACUGAAGAAUUGAUAAUGGCUCCACUAUAAAUGUAUGGAAAAGGUGAAAAAUAACAUUGUUAACAGGUGGUGUCUAUACAAGGACAUGGGGGAGAUUUCUAAGCAUGUUCUCUAGAAGGUGUACUCAAAUGAAGAAUUCCAAGAAGUGUGUGGCCAUAAUACUGUGCCUGGGCACAGUAAUUGUGUUUUAUGGAAUGUUCCAAUGCAGUGGUUCACCAAAGAUGUACAUGGUCCCUAGAGAGUCUGUCAAGUAUGUGUAUGAUGAUAAGAACAAAGCUAUACCAUACGACCAGGAUUCCCCACUCAUAUUCAUUGGGGGUAUGCCACGUAGUGGUACCACCCUGAUGAGGGUUAUGAUGGAUGCUCACCCUGACGUGAGGUGUGGGGAGGAGACCCGUGUAAUCCCCCGAAUCCUGGGGAUGAGGAAUCACUGGCAAAAAUCAGAAAUUGAGAGGAAGAGACUUGUAGAGGCAGGCAUCAAUGAUGCUGUUAUAGAUUCUGCUGUGUCUGCUUUCAUUUUAGAAAUCAUUGCCAAGCAUGGUGACGCAGCCCCUAGACUUUGUAACAAAGACCCCUUCACAUUGAAAUCCAGUUUGUAUCUCAGUAGAUUAUUCCCCAACUCCAAAUUCAUUCUCAUGAUCAGGGAUGGCAGGGCCAUCAUUCAUUCUGUCAUAACAAGAAAAGUUACAAUCUCAGGUUUUGAUCUGAAAAAUCCCAAAAUGUGUUUAGAGAAAUGGAACACUGCUAUGGAAGUGAUGUAUUCUCAGUGCUUACGGAUAGGACCUAUACGGUGUAUGCCGGUUUACUAUGAACAACUUGCUUUACAUCCAGACCUCUGGAUGCACAGAAUUCUGGAGUUUUUAGACUUACCCUGGAACAGUUCAGUGCUCCAUCAUGAGGACUACAUAGGGAAGCCAGGAGGGGCAUCCUUAUCAAAAACAGAGAAAUCAACAGACCAAGUGAUCAAACCAGUCAACAUAGAGGCAUUGAGUAAGUGGGUGGGAUUUUACUCAAAUGACAUAUUAGAAAACAUGGCCAAAAUUGCUCCCAUGUUACACACCCUAGGAUAUGACCCAACCAAAAACCCACCAGACUACGGCAAACCUGACCCCAAAGUGGCGGACAACACGAUGCACAUUAAACAGAACAUGGAAUACUGGAAAGAAAAAGAGCAGGAAAUUCUGGCCAAGGAGAAAAAAACUGGACAUCAUCAACCUCACUGAUGUCGAUAGCCGUAGGGAAAUAAAGAAAUGUAAUAAAAAAUGUCCAAAUAACACAUUUCCGUGAAAUUUGUUCAUGUACAGGGAAUUUGAUAGGGCACAAAUGUUAUAAUAUUGGUUACAUUGAUUAUUGAUCAGGUUACAUAUAUAUAUCUUUGUUUUCGUUUCUGGGUUGUUGUUUUUUUUUUUUAGAGAAGUGAUUAUUAUUGGUUUUUGUGUUCACUGAUAUCCUAGAAAAUGAAAAAUUGGUAAUAAACUUGAAGUAAAAAUCUACCGAUGCAAUUACAUUUAAAGAACAUACCAUAAAUGUAUUUUAAGUGAAUAUUUUAAUGACUCAGCUGUUUUUAUGAGAUGAUUUUUCAGUACAGGGAAAAAAAUUAAGUAUAAUAAACAUUAGAUAAAUGUAUAAUUUAGAUUUUAUUAUGUAGUGUAUGUACAAAUAUUGACAAUGAACAUCUAAAUGUGAUGCACGUUGCAUGUUUUUUUUUUUUCUGUUUUUUAUAAAAAAAAUUUUUUUAGCAAAAAGAGUUGUACAUGAUCAUAAAAUGUAGCCUAGAAAAUUUUUUUUUUUCCUCAAUUCAGUGUAAUGAGGAUAAAUAGUACAUGUAUUAGCAUACAGUAAAACAUGGUUACAGCGAACACACUUAUUAUAAUGAAUCUACACUUACAGCAAGUUUUAAAACAUGUUUAAACAUUUUAUAAACUUAAAGGAUAUAACAAAUUACAUUUACCGGUAUAAUGGAUCAAAAUUGUUGUCCCUGUCACUUCUUUAUAAGCGCAGGUUUUACUGUAUAUGCAUUGUACAAAUGAAAGUUUUAGAUUCUUUGCUUUUCAUGCAUGGUGUCUGAUAAUCUCAAUAGUAUACAUGUAAUUUGUAUUCUGAUAAGGGUGGGCAGGAUUCUGGAUGUGAUAAAAUUGUACACCUAAUGUUGUCCUGAUUCAGUGUUCAGUAUCAGUGUAUAUAGUGCUGAUGCAGUGUAUUGUGUUCUGUGUACACUAAAUCAUGUACACCUUUAUGUGCUGAUUCAGUGUUAAUGGUGUACGUCAAACAGAGUACACCCAAAUAUGCUGACUUAUUGUUUCUUUGUUUUUAGACCAAUACAUGUACACCUAGAUGUGCCUACUGUAACGUUUUUGAGUGACUUAUGGUCUCUCAAUGUUUGCCCCGUCUUUCUCCACAAAGCUAUUGAAUUUUUUUGCUGAUGUUACUAUCACUGCUUUAAAUAUCUGUAGACUGUGCCAUUUUCUUACAGUAGACAUAAUAUCUCAGCCAGAUAAUGAAUACAUCAAGUGUUAAAUCUGAAUAUGAUUGACUGACUAUACAUCCACAAACAUACUGCAUUCAAUUGUUACCUAUAUAUAAUCUGUAUAUCAAAGAUUUUUAUAACCAAGUACAACAAAUUAAAUGAUCUGUAAUUUCAUAUUGUCAGGUUUGUAGAAUCAUCAAUACACUGGUAAUACCUUAAAUAUUGAUGGAUUAAUUCCUGGUUAGAUUCCCCAGAGGUGUUCAGAGUACCUUUAUUGUUCUAUAGCUGAUUUGACCGACAUUCUAUACAAGUGAACUUAGACUGUUAUAUAUUCAAUUGGGAUGUGAUACAUAUACCGGUACUAAUGAAAGAAAAGGAAUAAGAACUCAUCAAAUAUUUAUGGCUGAUUUAAUAAUGAAGUAUUGAUUUGGAUAAGCAGAAUCUUUGAUUGUUUUCAGAAGACAAUUGUGGUAUGGAUAUAUGACCCCCAACAAUGGUGGACUUAUUACUAUACAUUGCAUACAUACCAAUAAUAUGAUGACCAGUGUACAUAUAUUCAUGUGUACUUUUCAUCUUUUACAUCAAAAAAGUGUACAUAAUUGGUCAAUUGUAUGUAAGUCAUUCAGUGUCAUGUAGGCUCUGUGCAAUAUAUGCUAGUUAAAUUUGCAUGGAGGAGUUUAUUUAUGGAGAGUGCAUUAUUGAUGAGUGGAUAUUUUAGUGUUUUCUAGUCAUUUUUGAUAGUUAUACUAGCUGUAGGUGCUGUUUGGUACAGUCAUAGAUUUGAUUUUCCAAACAUAACAAAGGACCAAUAUACAAUUUGUAAAAGUUGAGGCAUGUUCAGUUCCCAACGUCCUCAAAAGAUGCCAAACAUUUUUAUUGAGGAUAUUUAAGAGUCAGAUUUCAUGAAUAAUGAAGACUUAUUUUGAAACAUUUCAUUUCAUCAUUUGGUGUUUAAAUUUGCAUUUUUUAUGAUUUUUUUUUCUUUUUUAAUUUCAUCAUCAAAAGUGAGUAUAACAUACAAAUAUUAUGACCUGUUAUUUAACUCUGAACUAAAGGAAUGUCAAAAGAUAACAGAAAACUUGACACCAACAGCCAGCCACCCUUUUACCUCACAUCAUGAUGAUCAUGAUGAUUCUGUAAACUUGUGGUAAACUCUGACAACCCAGCCUAUAUAAGAUUGUAUGGGAUUUGUAAUACUGAUUUGAUUUGAAGAUUUAAUUUUUUAAGAUAAUGUUUCAACGAACAAUUAAAACGUUUGGUAUAUUAGGAUAUUCUCUUUUUUAUGAAUUAAGUUUUUAAUUCUUUGACAUGAUCAAUUGUUACCUGAUUUACAGUGUACCAAAGAAAUAUGUUAAGAGUCCAAAGUUUGAAUGUCACAAAAAAGGUUGUUUAUUAAAUUUUAAAUCCGAAUUGUAUGUUUAUGUACCAAAUGUACCAAAUUUUUAUCAUGACCAAAUUCAUGUAUACUGCAGUACACAACCUCACUGACUGUUGUAUGAAUCUGUAUUGGACUAUCCUUUUCCUUAUUAAACAUAUAUUUUUAAUUGACUGUUGAUGCUUUAUUUUGUAAUAAUUAAUUGUUUUACAAGGUCAAGUUAAUUUUUUUUAUUUUACUUAUAGCUAUGGAUUAUCUAUUUUGAUUCUGUUGUAUCUUAACAAUUUUUUUCCUCAAAGAGAAACAAGUUUGACACAAUACAGGAUAACAGGGGGUGACUACUGUGCAGCUCUUGUGUAUUACAUAUAUAUGAUAAAAAAAAAGUACCAAAGCAGGACAUUUAGACCUCUUUGAUCAAUUUUACUUUAUCAAAAUUACAAAUACCUACAGCACAUUUAGCAAAGAAUGCAAAUACACAGGGUAUUAUUAAUUUUGAAAAGUCCAAUCUGUAUACUUGUAUAUUUAGUUUUUCUAUGUACUGUAUUAAAAUUUUAUGUCAAGGUUUGCACUUGCAGCUGGUUAUUAAUUUUUGUCCCAUACAAAAAAAGUAUUUUUGUUCUACUUAUGCAGUGUAUUGGUAGGUUGAUGUGUCAUAUUUGAAAGUUUUGGAAACAUAUACCUUCUUGGUGAUGAACAAAUAUAUUUAAUGAAUAAGCUUGAUAUAAUUAUUUGAUCAUUUUAUUAUUUGUUUAAUUACCUUUACUAUAUAUUUACUGUACAAUAGUGUAUGAAGACAGACAUCAGAACUCAUGUACAUACAUAACAAAGUUUGUUGGUGCCAAAUACAUUAUACAUGUAUGAUAUGAUGGUUUUUUGUUUGAAUAUGGUGAUUGUUUUUAGAUGGGCUCCUUUAAUGAUUGCAGGGGUUAAAAUACCUGUGUUUUUUUUUUUGAAUUAUAGGAAAGAUGUCAAAAUGAAAUGAGAUUAUUCUAAUUUAGAACCAUUUUUUUCCUAUGACUGAUUAAAGGUAUGCUAUAUGGUAUCCAUUAGAGUUACUAUGCAUAAAAUACUGUGGAAUCAUUUUAACUUGUGGGAGUCAGUAUUUGUCAGCAACCAACAUUUACUGGUUCAUAGAUAUGUAAUUUCAGGAGUAACUUGUAUAUACAAAAGAUUCAAUGAACCAAUAUGCUGACAAAGUUAUUGUCUGUAGGGAUGUAAAUUCAUAGGCAAGGGUGACCCUUAAAGUUCACAUACAGUUGUCCUCCACAAACAAUGAUGAUUCCAAAGUAGUGUGUAUUAUCCAAUCAUCUGUACUAAGGAGUAGAUAUGGGAAUACAUUUUUUCACUUAUUUUUUGAAUUUUUUAUUUCGAUAAAAUUGCUACUAUUUUGUGAUAAUUAGGACAAGCACAGAAAUGAAUAAUAUGAUAAUUUGAAGUUGGGGCUUACCUGCAAAUUUUGUGAUCACAAUGUAAUUAUGGAUUGGAAUUGUUGAUCAGUUAUGCAGUUUUAACAUUUUAGUCGGUCAGGUUUCUUCAUACCCAAGGAUUUCAGAAUUUUUUGAAUACUAAUUAAUGAACUUUUGAGCUUUUUUAAGCUUUUUUUUUUUGGUGUAUGUUUUUUUUAGUUAAAAAAAAAUAAAGAGCAGUAAAGAAUAGUUAAAUAUUUUUAUUUUUCUCUAUUUUAAAGGUAUAAUCUAUAGAAAAAUAUCUUGAUUUAAGUAUCUCUUUUAUGUAAGAAGGUUAGAGUGUGGUUUAAAUGUAUACACAUACAUAAAACAUGAAUGAUGUAUUGUCAAUAAAUGUUUACUGUAUUCAA
Molecule: messenger RNA, 5941 nt
Organism: Saccostrea echinata
Lineage: Eukaryota; Metazoa; Mollusca; Bivalvia; Ostreida; Ostreidae
Product: protein-tyrosine sulfotransferase 2-like
Exons: 3
Coding region: 388-1506 (372 amino acids)
Biological process (GO): peptidyl-tyrosine sulfation
Cellular component (GO): Golgi apparatus
Molecular function (GO): protein-tyrosine sulfotransferase activity
Source: RefSeq, a predicted model, not a curated record